Molecule: messenger RNA, 3069 nt
Organism: Rhodofomes roseus
Lineage: Eukaryota; Fungi; Basidiomycota; Agaricomycetes; Polyporales; Fomitopsidaceae
Exons: 11
Coding region: 1-3069 (1022 amino acids)
Source: RefSeq, a predicted model, not a curated record
AUGAAGGUUUUCAUAUGGGCGUUGAAAGAAUGUGGCGCGUUGAAUGUUCCGACAUUCACAAACCUGCGUGCACAGCAGGCUCGCCUGACGAAGGAAAUGAAUAUUCAGACCACACACCACGUGUCAGCCCAAAGUAACCACUUCUACGCAAAUUGCCCGUCUGAAACAACUCGCCUUGACUUUGCCAACCCAUUGGUGCGGCCGCACAUGUCAUUUCUCCCACGAGUUGGCGCACCGGUCUCGGAGUUCUACGAUGGCGGGAAAUGUCUAGAAUUGGACGAGAAGGCGUUAGACUGUGGUCAACUGAUGUGGAUGGACAAGGAGAACGCACCGCGUCGCCAUUUCUACAUCAGAGAGCUCGCACGCCUGCGUGAUGGACGCUUUGUCAUACCCGUUCGGUUUGUUCAGGACAAAAAUGUCGACUGUCUUGAUGGUUAUCUCGUAGUUCACUAUGCUGCAACUGAUAUUUUCGUCGUUCGUGAUCAUGCGCUAAUCCGGGUCGAAGCGAAGGAGCUGCAGGACAACGUUGUUGAUAUAGAAAGGGAGACUGAGAUCAGAAUUAACGACUCUGCGCCAUCAUGGGUGGCAAAGAACCGGCACCCUGUCCGGGCAAUUGCAGCGCAGCGCCCAGCAUAUACCGUACGGUUGAUGAGUUGGAGUGAUGAUGUGUCAGGCAACAAGUCUAAGCAAUACAACGCGCAUACAAAUGUCUACACGGCAAAUAUUAACUUACCGCAUGACAAGCUCAAGCAAGAGUAUUUUGUUCGAUUCUGUUCGACCUCGCAACAUGCUUCAUCCUCUGAGCAGCUAGAGAUACUUGCGAAGGACACAGGUCCCGACCGAUGGCACACGGCGUAUGACUGCGCGCUCCACGAAGAAGUCUUGUUCCGGCUCAUUCCUCACGUCUUCCCGGCCGAUAACCCUCAGCAGUCAGAACAUACCUCACACAUUGGUGGGAAUGGGAACAAACCUUGUCGCGCUUGCAGAAUCGGAGGUACCGCCGAAGAGCGAGAACAAGAGGAGCAAUAUGAGACGUUCUUCCAGCCGGGACGCCUACGCUCAGCGGAAUACACCGUCAACGAGAUCAAGUCGCAGCUCUGGAUAGCAGGCCUCGGUGUUCAAGACACGAUCGAUCUCAUGCAAUCGCACACCGGCGUCAAAGACAAGACUGCACAAUACUGGAUUGACAUCUUGAUCAAGAAGGCGCGUGCAAUGCAGCAAGAACGUAUCACGUCCAAAACGACGAUGGAUCCCCGACUGAAAGAUCGGCGCAUCAGCCGUGAUCCGCAGGCGAAGCAGGAUAUUAAGGCGACGAUCAUGAAUGAGAUCCAACACGAGCUGCACGAAUGGCUGGUCCAGCAACCACCGCACCAUUAUGACAGCCUUCCACUGGAUUCGCCGGAGCGACAUGCUCUGCGACCUGGCGACCACUAUAAUGUCCUCCUCGGUCUCCCUGGUGUCGAGAUUCAUCUAGAUACCCCAUGUGAGAUCUUGCAUACCUUCCUGCUUGGUCAAGACAAGUAUCUCUGGCACACGACGAACUCGCCCUGGGACAAACGAAGCGACGAACUCUUCGCUAGCCGGCUACGCGGAUCUUCGGUGGAUGGCUUAUCGUUACCGCCCAUUCGAGCCGAUUAUCUACUCAAAUACAAGAAUUCUCUUGUUGGGAAACAUUUCAAAGCGUUACAGCAGGUCGGCGCUUUCCAUCUGUACGGUGGCCUAUGCCCCGACAUCGUACGCGACCUCUGGAAGGCUACCGGUGAACUUGGUGCGGUGUUGUGGUUCAGUAAGAUCCGUGAUAUGGACCAAUACACUGCUGACCUGGAGAUCCUCAUUGCAAAUGUGCUCGACAUCUGGGCAAUCAUUGACCCGAACCGGAUCUUGACGAAGAACAAACUACACAUUCUGACUCAUCUCAUUGCGAACAUCAGACGCUUCGGCCCCGCUAUCCUCUACUCUACUGAGAUCUUCGAGUGCUGGAAUGCUAUCUUCCGCUUCUGCAGCAUUCUUUCCAACCAUCAAGCCCCAAGCCGUGACAUUGCAGUCACUCUCGCUGACAUGGAACGUUUCAAGCAUCAGGUUAGCGGUGGCUGGUGGCGCAACUCCACAGGAGAGUACAUACGUGCCGGUGACAGUGUCCGGGCAUUCUUUAAAGAGAACGUCACCCUUCAGCAUCGUCUCGGAUGGGUCGAACACGUAUCUCUCCCAGAAGGUUCAGUUAGGCUUGAGGCGCAAGCGAAGCGGUGUCCUUCGAGUUGGGCAGAUGCAACACAAUCAUUGGGCGAAGUUCAGCCACCACCAUCCAGCAUUUCUCACGCCCCGCCGGCCUCAGCUGCUGCCACGAAUUCAGGGACACAGUGGCAGCACUGUAAGUACCUCAUAUCACAAUCCACCGACGUAUGCAAGCCGGAAUCGUGGGUUUUCUUCAAAGCCAUACGGCUGCCACAGCCUGAGACACUGAAAACUUGCGUUGCGUUACAGCAUUCCAGCGUCAUGGCUGGUCGUAUUUCCAAGAUUUUAUCUCCCAUUGACGGCGGAGAAGCAGUCGCCAUCAUUAAGCCUUUCGACAUCGCUGAUAAAUGUGAUGAAUAUCUCAAUAUGCCAGUUCUCACUCCGCAUGACGGGCCAGUUUGCUUAGUCGCACCGAAGGAUGUCUUGUUCAUAUUCAAUGCGCAACACGACUGCCGCGUGUGCGGCUGUUCCGCAACAGCACCAGAGGCGAUUAUCCAGGAACGACUUGUCACUGCCCGUACUCGCUCCGCUGUGAAGCACACGGAUAAGCCACGCUACUUACUCAACAUGCACGCGUUGCACAAUGGCGACCUUAUUCGUGAGACGUUGCCGCGAAACCUCACCGAACCGAAGUACUACAUCGCUCGCGCGUACCGUCAGGCUAAGCACAGCCAAAUUGCCCGUGGCCUACACCUAACCGGCACACUUCGGCGUAAACAAGCGGCAGCAAAAGCUGCUGAAACCCGGGCACGUAACAAGGAGGCUCGUGCUCGCGCUGACGCUGCGACUGCGCAUUGUGCACCCGAAAAGGAAGGGCCAAGAGUUACAGGUUCGUAG